AUGGCCUCUGUUCGAUCGGCAAACGCCCUGCGGCUCCUCAAGGGAGCGGCUGCUUCUCGCGCCACUCUCGCCUCCGCCCCCAAGCGUUUCGAGAGCUCGACCACACCUGCGCCUGUCGAGGUCCCGGCCACUCCCUCGGACGCCAACCAGCCCGACUACAGCAUCCGUCCGGACAAGGCGACCUCAACGUUCACCCCGGUCCCGAAGCGAAUUCAGGAUGGCAGCGAGGAGGGCAUUCUUCCCGCGGCCGUCAUCUCCGGUGCUCCUCGUGAGCUCCAAGCCCGUACCGUUCGAAUCUACAAGGAAUCGAAGGCCGCCACUCAGUCCGGAACCUGGCGAGGCGAGGACUGGCGUAUGGAUUGGGAUAUCCUCUCCAAGGGCCACCGAUGGGAGAACCCUCUGAUGGGAUGGCAAUCAUCUGCAGACUUCAUGCAGGGCACUCACCUCAACUUCAAGAGCAAGGAGGAUGCGAUCCGCUUCGCCAACAAGCAGGGCUACGAGUACUUUGUCCAGGAGCCCAACUCUCGAAAGAUCACUCCCAAGGCAUAUGCCAACAACUUCCUGUAUUCGGACAGGAAGCUCAAGCACAUUCGAACGAAAUAG
Messenger RNA from Clonostachys rhizophaga, 603 nucleotides. The record is from the annotation of a GenBank genome assembly. NCBI's taxonomy places the organism in Eukaryota, Fungi, Ascomycota, Sordariomycetes, Hypocreales, Bionectriaceae.